This is a messenger RNA of Salvelinus fontinalis (brook trout), 3434 nucleotides long. RefSeq names its product bifunctional methylenetetrahydrofolate dehydrogenase/cyclohydrolase, mitochondrial-like. Gene Ontology annotation, cellular component: mitochondrion. Gene Ontology annotation, molecular function: methenyltetrahydrofolate cyclohydrolase activity; methylenetetrahydrofolate dehydrogenase (NADP+) activity; methylenetetrahydrofolate dehydrogenase (NAD+) activity. The coding region runs from base 187 to 1203 and encodes 338 amino acids. The record is from RefSeq and is a predicted model, not a curated record. The transcript has 8 exons. NCBI's taxonomy places the organism in Eukaryota, Metazoa, Chordata, Actinopteri, Salmoniformes, Salmonidae. Gene Ontology annotation, biological process: tetrahydrofolate interconversion.
ACGUAUUGAGAAUGUGCUCAGUGCCAGCAGCCAGCGCUGGAGGGGGACAUGAGCCUAUAAAACAUCUCGAGCCCUCUCUAACUUCCUUACAGGCGGUGCUCUUUCAGACCGGGUUUACUUCCUCCAGUCUCCCUCGCUUCUCUCUUCCUUAACUCAUUGUUGGAUUACUUAUCUAGAUCAGUAAACAUGGCAACGCUGAGAGCUCUGAGAAAAUUCUGCCAGCAAUCUAAGCAUCAAGUGUGCAGUGUACAUAUGUCCGCAUCAAGACAGGAAGCUGUGGUCAUCUCAGGCAGGAAGUUGGCCCGUCAGAUCCGGGAGGAGGCCAGGGCCGAUGUAGAACAGUGGGUCUCCACUGGCAACAGAAGACCCCACCUGAGCGUGGUCCUUGUGGGAGAUAAUGUAGCCAGUCACUCCUACGUCCUGAAUAAGACCCGGGCUGCAGCUGAUGUUGGUAUCAGCAGUGAGACCAUCCUGAAGCCCUCCUGUAUCGCUGAGGAUGAACUCAUGGACCUGAUCUACAAACUCAACACAGACCACCGGGUGGAUGGCCUGCUGGUGCAGCUGCCUCUGCCAGAACACAUUGACGAGCGGCGCAUCUGUAAUGCUGUGUCCCCCGACAAGGAUGUGGACGGCUUCCAUGUGGUCAAUGUAGGCCGCAUGUGCCUGGACCAGUCCACCAUGCUGCCCGCCACUCCCUGGGGAGUCUGGGAAAUAAUCAAACGCACAGGAAUUCCUACCCUUGGAAAGAAUGUUGUGGUAGCGGGACGCUCCAAGAAUGUGGGCAUGCCCAUUGCCAUGUUGCUGCACUCGGAUGGACGCCAUGAGAGGCCAGGGGGUGAUGCCACGGUCACUAUCUCUCACCGCUACACACCAAAGGAACAGCUCCGUCAGCACACAAGAAUUGCAGACAUCAUUGUUGCUGCUGCAGGGAUUCCAAACCUCAUCACCGCAGACAUGAUCAAAGAAGGAGCAGUCGUUAUUGAUGUUGGAAUAAACAGAGUGCAUGACCAUGUUACUGGCAAGGACAGACUUGUAGGGGACGUGGAUUUUGAAGGUGUGAGACAAAAGGCUAGCUUCAUUACCCCAGUGCCUGGAGGAGUAGGACCCAUGACAGUGGCCAUGCUUAUGAAGAACACAAUCAAGGCAGCUAAGAACCUCCUGCUGACUCCCGCUGAGAGGAUCCGCAUGGUAGCCUCUUCAUAACAGGCCAUACCUGACUCCAUCAAGUGACACAUUCCAUCCCGCCACCCCUUCCCUUUUUUUAAUCUGAGCAACUCGGCGAACUCCACUGCACACAGACACAGAUCGAAACAUGAUUGCUUUAGGAUUCUCAACUUGCUGGUACCUUCCACUUUCAUAAUCUCCACCCGCCAUUUCAGACUAUUACCAUUUCAGACUAUUACCAUUUCAGACUAUUACCAUUUCAGACUAUUACCAUUUCAGACUAUUACCAUUUCAGACUAAUACAACUCAGCCAUUCAGCUACACACAAGCUAUACGCCUUGCAAAAGUAUUCAUCCCCCUUGGCGUUUUUCCUAUUUUGUUGCAUUACAACCUGUAAUUUAAAUGGAUAUUUAUUUGGAUUUCAUGUAAUGGACAUACACAAAAUAGUCCAAAAAUGGUCAAAUGAAAUUUAAAAAACAACUUGUUUAAAACAAAAAUCAAAUGAAUUAAAAACGGAAAAGUGGUGUAUGUAUUCACCCCCUCUGCUAUGAAGCACCUAAAUAAGAUCUGGUGCUACCAAUUACCUUCAGAAGUCACAUAAUUAGUUAAAUAAAGUCCACCUGUGUGCAAUCUAAGUGUCACAUGAUCUCAGUAUAUAUACACCUGUACUGAAAGGCCCCAGAGUCUGCAACACCACUAAGCAAGGCAUACCACCAAGCAAGCGGCACCAUGAAGACCAAGGAGCGCUCCGAACAGGUCAGGGACAAAGUUGUAGUGAAGUACAGAUCAGGGUUGUGUUAUAAAACAUGUCUGAAACAUUGAACAUCCCAAGGAGCACCAUAAAAUCCAUUAUUAAAAAAUGGAACGAAUAUGGCACCACAACAAACCUGCCAAGAGAGGGCCGCCCACCAAAACUCAGACCAGGAAAGGAGGGCAUUAAUCAGAGGCAACAAAGAGACCAAAGAUAACCCUGAAGGAGCUGCAAAGCUCCACAGCGGAGAUUGGAGUAUCAGUCCACUUAAAGCCGUACACGCCACAUAGCUGGACUUUAUGGAAGAGUGGCCAGAGAAAAGCCAUUGCUUAAAGAAAAAAAUAAGCAAACACGUUAGGUGUUUGCCAAAAGGCAUGUGGGAGACUCCCUAAAGAUAUGGAAGAAGGUACUCUGGUCAGAUGAGACUAAAAUGCUGCUUUUUGGCCAUCAAGGAAAAUGGUAUGUCUGGCGCAAACCCAACACCUCUCAUAACCCCGAGAACACCAUCCCCACAGUGAAGCAUGGUGGUGGCAGCAUCAUGCUGUGGGGAUGUUUUUCCAUCGGCAAGGACUGGGAAACUGGUCAGAAUUGAAGGAAUGAUGGAUGGCACUAAAUGCAGGGAAAUUCGAGGGAAACCUGUUUCAGUCUUCCAGAGAUUUGAGACUGGGACGGAGGUUCACCUUCCAGCAGGACAAUGACCCUAAGCAUACUGCUAAAGCAACACUCAAAUGGUUUAAGGGAAAACAUUUAAAUGUCUUGGAAUGGCCUAGUCAAAGCCCAGACCUCAAUCCAAUUGAGAAUCUGUGGUAUGACCUAAAGAUUGCUGUACACCAGUGGAACCCAUCCAACUUGAAGUUUUGCCUUGAAUGGGCAAAAAUCCCAGUGGCUAGAUGUGCCAAGCUUAUAUAGACAUACCCCAAGAGACUUGCAGCUGUAAUUUCUGCAAAAGGUGGCUCUACAAAGUAUUGACUUUGGGGGGGUGACCAGUUAUGCUUGCUCAAGUUCUGUUUUUUUUGUUGUCUUAUUUCUUGUUUGUUUUAACAACAAAAUAUUUUGCAUCUUCAAAAUGGUAGGCAUGUUGUGUAAAUCAAAUGAUACAAACCACCCCCCCCCCCCCCAAAAAAAAAUAAUUCCAGGUUGUAAGGCAACAAAAAUAGGAAAAAUGCCAAGGGGAUAAAUACUUUCGCAAGCCACUGUAUUAUUAUUUUUAAUGUACUUUAUGAGACCUUUUGGUUUUAGGUGAAUUUGAACUACCUGUUUAUUUAUUUCUCUGCGUUCAUUUGUCAAAUAUGUUAAAAGCAUUCAAAAGUGCAAGAGAGACCGGCAAGAAAGGCCGUUAUGUCUAUCUCCACAAUACCCUUUAGAUCACACAAGCACUGUGAGUUAAGAGGAUUAAGGGCUAGAGUUAUGAAAUGUCAGAAAAAAACGAGUCUGUUAAACACACCAUAAGCUUGACAUUUACAGUGUUUCAAAAAGACCUUUGUAAAUAUAAUUUUUAAAUAAAAUGUUAUUGCAAAUG